AUGGAUGGUGAUGAUUCUUCGAACAAACAACAAGAUUCUAGUCAAACAGUGAACAAUAGUAACAACGGACAAAAUAAUAAUAGUAGCAGCAAUAGUAAUAAUAAUAAUAAUCGAAAUUUUGAGCGAAAUCGUGGCGGACCGCGCGGAAACUUUUCACCAUCAAAAGUCGAAUGCAGAUAUUUAGUACAAAGUCGCGAUGCUGGUGCGAUCAUUGGACGUGGUGGAUCGAAUAUUCAAAAUCUUCGUCAAAAACAUAAAACAAUGAUUCAAGUUCCAGAUUGUGAUGGUCCAGAACGUGUUCUCACGAUUAGCGGUGAACUUGAAGCAUGUAUUUCAACAUUGCAGGAUAUCCUUCCAACGAUGCGUGAUAAUCAACGUAUCCAAAAUGAUCAAAGUGAAAUACGGUUGCUUAUACAUCAGAGCCAAGCGGGAGCAGUUAUUGGCAAAGGGGGAGACCGCGUUAAAGAAUUAAGACAAAAAUUUAAUGUAGGCAUGAAAGUGUUUGUACAAACAUGUCCAUUUUCAACCGAAAGAGUGGUUGCACUCAGAGGCCAUCCAGAAGAUAUUGAACGUUGUAUGCGAGAAAUCUAUAGUAUUUUAGAUCAAACUCCGCCUCGUGGACCAAUACAUAACUAUGAUCCAUUUAAUUACGACGAAUAUACGAUUCAGGAAUAUGGAGGAUUUUCUGACGGACAGGCAAUGAUGAAUCAACAACAAGGAGCACAAUAUGGAACGCCACGUGGUGUUCGUGAUGGAAAUUACAAUCAGCGAUACGGUGUCGGAGGCGAUUAUUAUAUGCCUCCCGUUGGUAAUGGUUACAAUCAGGGACCUCGUCCAUUAAUUGAUUUUGAUAGACGGGGUGGUAAUUAUUCACAACCUGUUCAAACAAAUCAGGUUACUAUUCCAAAUGAAUUAGGCAGCGUGAUCAUCGGUCCGAGAGGUACUAAGAUCUCCCAAAUUCGUCAACAAUCUGGUGCUAGUAUUACAUUGGAUGAUCCAACACCUGGUUCAAACGAUCGGAUAAUUACAAUUAUCGGUACACAAAUUCAGAUUAAUCAGGCUCAAUAUUUGCUACAAAUGGCUGUGAAAGAAAGUGGUAUGUGGAAUAAUAAUGGUAACAAUUGA
Didymodactylos carnosus is the source of this 1125-nucleotide messenger RNA. The record is from the annotation of a GenBank genome assembly. NCBI's taxonomy places the organism in Eukaryota, Metazoa, Rotifera, Eurotatoria, Philodinida, Philodinidae.